Neomonachus schauinslandi (Hawaiian monk seal) is the source of this 2655-nucleotide messenger RNA. Its product is annotated as nicotinamide phosphoribosyltransferase-like. The transcript has 2 exons. Lineage: Eukaryota; Metazoa; Chordata; Mammalia; Carnivora; Phocidae. Gene Ontology annotation, biological process: NAD+ biosynthetic process. The record is from RefSeq and is a predicted model, not a curated record. Gene Ontology annotation, molecular function: nicotinamide phosphoribosyltransferase activity. The coding region runs from base 1 to 1569 and encodes 522 amino acids.
AUGGUGUUUGGAGAUGAGGCCUUUGGGAAGUGGGUCGGUUUAGAUGAGGUCACGAGCUCUUCGGAUUUUAAAGAGAGCCUUAGGAGGACCAGGAGGGACAAGAGGGAUGCAGGCAAAAGGUUCGAUCCUCAAUCCCAGCCGGAGACAAAGGUUACUCACUAUAAACAGUACCCACCCAAUACAAGCAAAGUUUAUUCCUACUUUGAAUGCCGUGAAAAGAAGACAGAAAACUCCAAGAUAAAGAAGGUGAAAUACGAGGAAACAGUAUUUUAUGGGUUGCAGUACAUUCUUAAUAAGUACUUAAAAGGUAAAGUAGUGACCAAAGAGAAGAUCCAGGAAGCCAAAGAGGUGUAUAGAGAGCAUUUCCAGGAUGAUGUCUUUAAUGAAAAGGGAUGGAACUACAUUCUUGAGAAAUAUGAUGGGCAUCUUCCAAUAGAAAUAAAAGCUGUUCCUGAGGGCUAUGUCAUUCCCCGAGGAAAUGUUCUCUUCACAGUGGAAAACACAGAUCCAGAGUGUUACUGGCUUACAAAUUGGAUUGAGACUAUUCUUGUUCAGUCCUGGUAUCCAAUCACAGUGGCCACAAAUUCUAGAGAGCAGAAGAAAAUAUUGGCCAAAUAUUUGCUGGAGACAUCUGGUAACUUAGAUGGUCUGGAAUACAAGUUACAUGAUUUUGGCUACAGAGGAGUUUCUUCCCAAGAGACUGCUGGCAUAGGAGCGUCUGCUCAUUUGGUUAACUUCAAAGGAACAGAUACAGUAGCAGGAAUUGCUUUUGUUAAAAAAUACUAUGGAACGAAAGAUCCUGUUCCAGGCUAUUCUAUUCCAGCAGCAGAACACAGUACCAUAACAGCUUGGGGGAAAGACCGUGAAAAAGAUGCUUUUGAACAUAUAGUAACACAAUUUUCAUCAGUGCCUGUAUCUGUGGUCAGCGAUAGCUAUGACAUUUACAACGCAUGUGAAAAAAUAUGGGGUGAAGACCUAAGACAUCUAAUACUGUCAAGAAGUAGAGAGGCACCGCUGAUAAUCAGACCUGAUUCUGGAAAUCCUCUGGACACUGUAUUAAAGGUUUUGGAUAUUUUGGGUAAGAAGUUCCCUGUUACUGAGAACUCAAAGGGCUACAAGUUGCUGCCACCUUAUCUUAGAAUUAUUCAAGGGGACGGAGUAGAUAUUAAUACCUUACAAGAGAUUGUAGAAGGCAUGAAGCAAAAAAAAUGGAGUAUUGAAAACAUUGCCUUCGGUUCUGGUGGAGCUUUGCUACAGAAGUUAACAAGAGAUCUUUUGAAUUGUUCCUUCAAGUGUAGUUAUGUUGUAACCAAUGGCCUUGGGAUUAAUGUCUUCAAGGACCCAGUUGCUGAUCCCAACAAAAGAUCCAAAAAGGGUCGAUUAUCUUUACAUAGGACACCAGCAGGGAAUUUUGUUACACUUGAGGAAGGAAAAGGAGACCUUGAGGAAUAUGGUCAUGAUCUUCUCCAUACUGUCUUCAAGAAUGGGAAGGUGACAAAAAGCUAUUCAUUUGAUGAAAUAAGAAAAAAUGCAAAGCUGAAUAUCGAACUGGAAGUAGCACCUCAUUAGGCUUUAUGAGUGGGUGUGUGUGCUCGCCUGCGUGUGUGUGUGUGUACGUGCAUGCACGCACGUAGACACCUUGCAUGUGAGUAUAUAAUGUUUAUUGUACAGAUGUGUGGGGGUUUCUUUGUGUUUUAUGAUACAUUGCAGCCAAAUUAUUUGUUGGUUUAUGGACAUACUGCCCUUUCAUUUUUUUUUUUUUUUCUGUGUUUAGGUGAUCUCAAAUUAGGAAAUGCACUUAACCAUGUAAAAGAUUAAUGCUAAAGUAAGCUUUUUAGGGCCCUUUGCCAAUAGAUAGUAAUUCAAUCUGGUAUUGAUCUUUUCACAAAUAACAGAACCCAGAAACUUUUAUAUAUAACUGAAGAUCACAUAAAACAGAUUUGCAUAAAAUCAUUGAUUGCUUUAUGUUUAUAUUUAACUUGUAUUUUUGUACAAACAAGAUUGUGUAAGAUAUAUUUAAAGUUUCAGUGAUUUAACAGUCUUUCCAACUUUUCAUGAUUUUUAUGAGCACAGACUUUCAAGAAAAUACUUGAAAAUAAAUUACAUUGCCUUUUGUCCAUUAAUCAGCAAAUAAAACAUGGCCUUAACAGAGUUGUUUGUGUUAUUGUACAAUUUGAAAAUUAUGUCGGGACAUACCCUAUAGAAUUACUAACCUCACUGCCCCUUGUAGAAUAUGUAUUAAUCAUUCUACAUUAAAGAAAAUAAUGGUUCUUACUGGAAUGUCUAGGCACUGUACAGUGAUUAUAUACGUUGGUCAUUGUAUUGUACCAGUGAAAUGCCAAAUUUGAAGGCCUGUACUGCAAUUUUAUAUGUCAGAUAUUGCCUGUGGCUCUAACAUGCACCUCAAGAUUUUAAGGAGAUGUUUUUAGAGAGAAUUUCUGCUUCCACUAUAGAAUAUAUACAUAAAUGUAAAAUAUUAACAAAAGUGGAAGUAGUGUAUUUUAAAGUAAUUACACUUCUGAAUUUAUUUUUCCUAUUCUAUAGUUGAUAUGACUUAAAUGAAUUACUGGAAUGGGUAGUGAGUGUACUUAUUUUAAAUGUUUUGAUUCUGUUAUAUUUUCAUUAAGUUUUUUAAAAAUUAAAUUGGAUAUUAAA